AUGCAUAUUUUGCUUAUCUUCGAUAAUGUAAUUAGUAUGACCUCCACACGACAUGAAGGCACAGGCAGUGCUAUCUGUCAUCCUCACCCUUGCACCACCUCUAAGUGGAUUUCACGAAGAUUAAGCCUUCCGGAUGAAGGAAUUUACAUAUGCUAUGUGGGAACAGCAUCUAGAAACAUCAUAAACAAAGCAGUACUAAAGGUGGGAGCUUUCAUCACACCUGUGAUAAAGUAUGAAAAGAGGAACAGAGAUAGCUUCUUAAUAUGCAGUGUGUGAAGUGUUUAUCUUCAUCCACUUAUCACAUGGAAAAUGGACAAUACACCCACCUCUGAAAGCAAUAUGGAAGACACUGAGUCUUUGGGUUUUUAUAUAAAUAGUAUGAUAAAUAUUACAGGAUCAAAUUUAUCUUAUGAAUGUGCUACUGAAAACUCAUUGCCGAAACAAACAUGGACUGGAUUGACAAUGAAAGAUUUCAUAGUCACUUGGUCCAAAGUGGAAAAGGAGAUCUCCUCCAUCCUGGCUCACUUUCUGAGCUCCUCACAAGAUAACAACUAUCAUGAACCCUGACUUUCAUGGAACAAAGACCUAAAAAAACAAAGUGACUUCUCUUUGACUUUGAAGGAUCUUAGUCUUUCAGACAGUGAGGAAUACUUAGGCAAUAUUUCUUCAAGCAAAUAUAGCUUACUCACCAUCCAAAUGCUGCAUGUUGUAGAAAGGUAUUCUGUCUCUACUGAUGAGAGAGCCAACACUGCUAAUGACACAGAAGAAAACAAGGAGUCCAUUAAGCAUAAUAUAAAUGAGAGCAAAGAGUGA
Molecule: messenger RNA, 813 nt
Organism: Puma concolor (puma)
Lineage: Eukaryota; Metazoa; Chordata; Mammalia; Carnivora; Felidae
Source: RefSeq, a predicted model, not a curated record